GAUUGGUUGAGAGAAUCGUAUGACUUUAUUGACGUUCACAUAACCUAUUCAAAAGUUAUGUCAGGCGGGGGAUUCCGGUAGUCUCGCAUUUUUCAAGAAAUGGCUGAAACCGAGGCUAAUGUGAUAGUAGGGCCUGAAGUGGAGCGUUUCAUUGAAGGUUCCUUAGGUGAAUUAUUACUACUUUUACUGAAAACACACUGUGAUAAUAUUGUACAAGUUGACGCCGCAACUGAUGAAGAAUUGCCAGCAAAUUUAUUAUUAAGUCGUUCCAUACAAGUAGCAAAAUGGUUAAAAAGUAUCGGAGUCAAAGAAGGAGAUUCAAUUUCGGUAAAUAGCGAAAAUCGAUUAGAAUUUGCCGUUGUAACAGUAGCCACGUUUUUUAUCGGUGCUGUUUUUGCCCCUUUAAACCCUGAAUAUACUCCAGGUGAACUAAACCAUGUUCUCAAACUGUCAAAACCACGAGUGGUUUUUUGUUCACCACAAACCAUCAAAAACAUGACUCAAGUGUUUGCCCAUCACCCAAAUUUGACACAUUUAGUUUUAUUCGGGGCGCGAAAAUUAAACGAAAAUUAUGUGACAAUGCACGAGGAUAUUAUCAGAGGUGCCACUCCUGAUAACAUUGACGAAAGUUUUGAAGCCACUCCUGUGAAUCCCACAGAAGCCGUUGCUACGAUUUUAAUGUCUUCGGGGACUACCGGUUUACCAAAAGGAGUGAUGUGCACCCAUGAAAGCAUGACCAUCUAUGUCGAUAUAAUGAGGGUUACCAUGGCGCAAAUAAUCGAAAACGAAGACCCCAGUGACGCUAUAAUGGGUCUCGCGCCCUUUUUCCACUCCAUGGGUUUCAUGUUGAUGUUUUUGAAUCUACUUCGUGGUAAAAAAAUGGUGGUUUUGAGUCGUUUCAAAACAAAAAUUUUCCUUGAUGCUAUUAUCAAGUACAAAAUUUCGCGACUUGUGGUACCACCACCGGUCAUGUUGGUACUCCUGAAACACCCACUUACUAAACAGUAUGAUUUAUCUGGGGUUAAAGAAAUCCGGACCGGGGCGGCCCCCAUGGGCAAAGACAUGGAACGUGAAUUGAAAGAACGAUUUAAAGUGGGCCAUGUUUCUCAAGGUUAUGGAAUGACUGAAACUACUUUAGGGAUUUUAGUCAGUCCUUUAGGGAAAACUAAAGUCGGUUCAGUUGGUAAAAUCGUUCCAGGGAUGAUGGUAAAAGUCAUUGAUGAGAAUGGAAGGGCCGUAGGGCCGUACAAAGAAGGCGAAGUGUGUUUUAAAGGGCCGUUGAUUAUGAAGGGUUAUGUUGGCGACCCUGUCGCCACAGCCAACACGAUCGAUCAAGACGGCUGGAUACAUACAGGCGACGUGGCUUACUACGAUAAUGAAGGCUAUUUUUUUAUUGUUGAUAGAAUUAAAGAACUUAUUAAAUAUAAAGGCUAUCAAGUGGCCCCUGCCGAACUUGAAGCGUUAUUAAUUACACAUCCGGCGGUGGCAGAUGCCGCUGUUAUCGGCUUACCUGAUGAAAGGGCCGGGGAAUUACCUUUGGCCUUUGUUGUGAAAAAACCAGGUCAUGAAACGAGUGAAAAAGAAUUGGAAAAAUUCGUUGCCGAUAAUGUUUCGUCACAAAAACAAUUAAGAGGUGGGGUUGUUUUCAUUGAUGCGAUUCCGAGGAAUCCCUCAGGGAAGAUUCUAAGGAGACAUCUGAAACAGCAAGCCAUCACACUUAAAUCAAAGCUUUAGGAAUUUUUGUUGUUGAUUAUUUACUACCUGUUGAUAAUUUUAUAUCGUUUUGUUGGUGUAGUGUGUAAUAAAUGUGAGAAACAAA
Tribolium madens (black flour beetle) is the source of this 1819-nucleotide messenger RNA. Its product is annotated as 4-coumarate--CoA ligase 1-like. Gene Ontology annotation, molecular function: long-chain fatty acid-CoA ligase activity. The transcript has 7 exons. NCBI's taxonomy places the organism in Eukaryota, Metazoa, Arthropoda, Insecta, Coleoptera, Tenebrionidae. The coding region runs from base 100 to 1734 and encodes 544 amino acids. Gene Ontology annotation, biological process: long-chain fatty acid metabolic process; fatty-acyl-CoA biosynthetic process. The record is from RefSeq and is a predicted model, not a curated record.